AUGGUGACCUCAAGCUCAGGCCAGUGGUGGUUGUGCAUACUAGUUUUCCUGCAAAUCCUGCUCAAAACGGAAGGUGAUCUUGUAAACAUAACUUAUGUCAACAAAGCAGUGGCCAAAGGAGCAGUUUGUUUGGAUGGGAGUCCACCAGCUUACCAUUUUGAUAAGGGAUUUGGACAAGGAAAAAAGAAUUGGUUGCUUAACCUUGAGGGAGGAGCAUGGUGCAACAAUGUCACGGAUUGUAUUGCCCGUAAGAGCAAUAUAUUGGGUUGGGGUUCCUCAAAGCUGAUGUGGACGCAACUAAACUUUACGGGGAUUCUGAGUAAUAAAUCAUACUUUAAUCCAGACUUUUAUAACUGGAAUAAGGUAAAGAUCAGAUAUUGUGAUGGAGCAUCAUUCACGGCUGAUAUGGAAGCAGUCGAUCCAGACACUAAUCUCUACUUCAGAGGUGCAAGAAUCUUUGGUGUUGUCAUGGAGGAACUAUUAGCAAAAGGAAUGAAACAUGCCAAAAAUGCUCUUCUCUCUGGCUGUUCAUCUGGUGGAUUAGCAGUCAUGUUCAAUUGUGACAGAUUUCGAGCUCUCCUGCCCAAGAAAACGAAAGUCAAAUGCUUUUCGGAUGCUGGUUUUUUCCUCAAUGCGAAGGAUAUUUCCGGACAACCACGCAUUCAAGAAUACUUCAACCAAGUGGUUAUGACUCAUGAAUUAGAAAAGAAUUUGCCACCAAGCUGCACUUCAAAAAUGAAAGCAGGAUUGUGUUUUUUCCCUCAGAAUGUGGCACAAAAUAUCCAAACACCACUCUUUAUAUUAAAUCCGGCCUAUGAUUCAUGGCAGGUCAGCUCAUUCCUUGUUAUAAGAUAG
This is a messenger RNA of Ilex paraguariensis (yerba mate), 855 nucleotides long. Lineage: Eukaryota; Viridiplantae; Streptophyta; Magnoliopsida; Aquifoliales; Aquifoliaceae. The record is from the annotation of a GenBank genome assembly.